Messenger RNA from Cetraspora pellucida, 810 nucleotides. Lineage: Eukaryota; Fungi; Glomeromycota; Glomeromycetes; Diversisporales; Gigasporaceae. The record is from the annotation of a GenBank genome assembly.
AUGCAUAAAGAUAAAGCUUCAGACAUACCUAAACGAAUUGGUAUUGAUAUAUUCUCGGCCGCCUCAGCUGCAUUUGCUGUUUCUCCUUUUAUAACAAUUGUUGAUAGAUCAAUCAUAGAAAAUGCAAGUGGUAGAAACAAAUUAGGGGCUGCUUUAAAACGAGGCUUCGUCGAACUACUCUCCCGUCCUCACAGAUUCGUCCGUACACCUGCAUUCUUUUUAAUUUUUGGCGUCUACUGCAGCACUUAUUCUGCUGCCAAUAUUAUAGACACAGUAUGUUCAUACGGAGAUUGGGAUAAUCAAACUCCAAAAUUCUUGGGUACUACAAUAACUAAUAUGACAACAUGUAUAUACAAAGAUCGUGCCUUUACUCGUAUGUUCGGGAUGGUUGCUCCAAAAGGUCUUCCUUUAGGCUCAUAUGGUUUAUUCGCUGUUAGGGAUUGCCUUACUAUUAGUGCCAGUUUUAACUUACCUUCUGUAUUGGCUCGUGAAUUUUAUGAUAGAGGAAUUUUUUCGAACUUUGAAGUUUCUCAAAACUUUUCUCAAAUGUUAUGUCCUGCUGUUGUUCAAUUGAUUAGUUGCCCUAUACAUUUACUUGGUUUGGAUUUAUAUAAUAGACCUGGUAUUAGUUGGUCUUCUAGGUUUAAUUUUUUGGCAAAGAAUUACUUUAAAACUACCAUUACUAGAAUUGCUAGAAUUGGUCCUGCAUUUGGUAUAGGUGGUGUCGGAAAUAGGGUUAUUAAAGAAAGGGUUAGUGAAUUGGUUUUUGACCGACAACAAGUUGGUGUGGUGGCCACUGCUUUUAAAUAA